Molecule: messenger RNA, 237 nt
Organism: Onychomys torridus (southern grasshopper mouse)
Lineage: Eukaryota; Metazoa; Chordata; Mammalia; Rodentia; Cricetidae
Gene: Spink1
Product: serine peptidase inhibitor Kazal type 1
Exons: 4
Coding region: 1-237 (78 amino acids)
Molecular function (GO): protein binding; serine-type endopeptidase inhibitor activity
Source: RefSeq, a predicted model, not a curated record
AUGAAGGUGGCAAUUAUCUUUCUUGGUGCCUUGGUCCUGCUCAGUUUAGCAGGUAACACUACAGCCGACUUAAAGGGCAAAAAGGCUAAUUGCAUUUAUGGAGUUAUAGGAUGUCCCAGGAAUUAUGACCCUGUGUGUGGGAUGGAUGGAAUUACAUACCCCAAUGAAUGCAGCCUGUGUUCUGAAAACAGGGAACGCCAGGUUCCUGUCCGCAUUAGAAAAUAUGGGCCUUGCUGA